AUGCUGCAGGAGAGACUGCGCGUCCUUGUUGUUGGGAGUGGCGGUCGAGAGCAUGCGUUUGCUUGGAAGCUCAGCCAUUCACCAAGUGUCGAUAUCGUUUUUGUCGCGCCGGGAAAUGGAGGUACUGCCUCAAGCCACUCUAAGAUAGCCAACAUCGACAUCAAGGCCGAUGACUAUGCAGGAUUGGUAACGUUCUCUCAGAAGAACAAUGUCAAUCUUGUCGUUCCAGGCCCUGAGGCUCCGCUGGUGGAUGGCAUACAGAAAUUCUUUCAGUCGGUUGGAAUUAGAUGUUUUGGCCCUUCCCAGGCUGCUGCACGCAUGGAAGGCUCGAAGACAUUCUCCAAGGACUUCAUGAAACGCCACAACAUCCCGACCGCUGCCUACGAAAACUUCAGCGAUUACGCAAGUGCAAGUAGAUAUCUAGACUCCGUCAAUCAUGAUGUCGUUAUCAAGGCCAGUGGCCUUGCUGCUGGAAAAGGGGUUAUCAUCCCCCAGUCGAAGGAGGAAGCUCAAAAGGCACUAAGGGAAAUGAUGCUUGAUCGACAGUUUGGAGAGGCCGGAGACGAGGUUGUAAUCGAAGAGUUCCUUGAGGGAGACGAACUCAGUAUUCUUACAUUCUCCGAUGGGUACACGGUCAGGUCGCUCCCGCCCGCGCAGGAUCACAAACGCAUCUUCGACGGAGAUCAAGGUCCCAACACGGGAGGCAUGGGUUGCUAUGCGCCAACGCGAAUUACAUCAAAGGAAGUGCUUGAUGAGAUCGACAAGACUGUUAUUAUCCCUACCAUUAGCGGAAUGAGGAGAGAAGGUUUCCCAUUUGUUGGAAUUUUAUUCACUGGACUCAUGAUGACCAAGAAUGGACCUAAGGUCCUUGAAUACAAUGUCCGUGGCGGUGAUCCAGAAACACAAACUCUUCUGCCUCUCCUGAGUGAUGACACUGAUCUAGCCGAGGUGAUGAUUGCUUGUACUGAGCAUUGGCUUGAUGGUGUGACGAUAAAAAUUGAGCCGAAAUUUUCCGCCACUGUAAUUGCUGUCGCAGAGGGAUAUCCAGGUUCCUACGCGAAGGGCCGGGAUAUUUCCCUGACUCCACCACCGGCGGCAAAUACCCUGAUUUUCCACGCAGGCACCACUCUAACAAACAAUCACCUGAAAACAUCCGGUGGUCGUGUUAUCGCGGCAACAUCCACAGCUGCCACGCUCGAGGAUGCAGUAAGCGACGCCUACGCCGGAAUUUCUACUGUCAACUUCCAAGGGAUGCAUUACCGUAAGGACAUCGCACACCGCGCCUUUAGAUCCACAUCCGCCUCCAAUGCUGAACCCCUCACCUACGCCGCUGCCGGCGUCUCCAUAGACGCGGGCAACGACCUCGUCAAGCAAAUCAAAGCCAACGUCGCCCAGACCCGACGCCCAGGAACUGACGCCAUAAUCGGCGGUUUCGGCGGCACCUUCUCCCUCUCAACCUGCAACUCAGGCUUCCACCCUUCCUCGCCAACUCUAAUCGGCGCCAUCGACGGUGUCGGCACCAAGCUCGCCAUCGCCCAUGAAAUGCGCGUGCACAACACCGUCGGCAUGGACCUAGUGGCCAUGAACGUCAACGACCUCGUUGUCCAGGGCGCUGAGCCCCUCUUCUUCCUCGACUGCUACAGCUGCGGCAAACUCGAUGUCGCCACGGCUGCAGCAUUCGUGUCCGGCGUUGCUGCCGGCUGCGUCGAUGCCGGCUGCGCACUGAUCGGUGGAGAAACGGCUGAGAUGCCUGGGCUAUACGCGGGCACGGCUUACGACGCUGUCGGCGCUGCGGUGGGUGCGAUCGACACGGCGAAGCGCACGGUCCUGCCGGACAUAGAGCGGAUGCAGGUCGGCGACGUGCUCCUCGGGCUGGCCAGUAGUGGCCCGCACUCCAACGGAUACUCUCUGGUGCGGAAAGUUGUCGAGCGCUCGGGCCUCUCGUACCACGAUGCUGCGCCCUUUGAGACCGCGGCUCCGUCGCUCGGUGCUGCGCUGUUGACCCCUACGCGGAUCUACGUCAAGCCGCUCCUGGCGGCUCUCGCGGCGGCUCCCGGUGCGAUUAAGGGUCUUGCGCAUAUUACCGGUGGCGGACUUGUGGAGAAUAUCCCGCGCGCGCUCCCAAAAUACCUGACAGCGCUUGUUGAUGUGGCGUCGUGGCCACUUCCGCCGGUGUUUAGGUGGCUGAAGAAGGCUGGGGGAAUUACGGGCUCGGAGAUGGGGCGGGCGUUUAAUAACGGGAUUGGCAUGGUUAUUGUUGUUGAAAAGGAGGAUGUGGCACUUGUGAAGGGAUUGUUGGAAGGAAAGGGGGAGAAGGUAUUCGUUGUUGGAGAGUUGGUUGCGCGUGGAGAAGAUGAGGGUUGUGUGUUGAAAAGCUUGGAAAGUUGGGAGUAA
Histoplasma mississippiense is the source of this 2394-nucleotide messenger RNA. RefSeq names its product phosphoribosylformylglycinamidine cyclo-ligase. Bases 1 to 2394 code for a protein of 797 amino acids. Gene Ontology annotation, biological process: 'de novo' IMP biosynthetic process; adenine biosynthetic process. The transcript is spliced from 3 exons. Gene Ontology annotation, cellular component: cytosol. Gene Ontology annotation, molecular function: phosphoribosylamine-glycine ligase activity; ATP binding; phosphoribosylformylglycinamidine cyclo-ligase activity. NCBI's taxonomy places the organism in Eukaryota, Fungi, Ascomycota, Eurotiomycetes, Onygenales, Ajellomycetaceae. The record is from RefSeq and is a predicted model, not a curated record.